UGCCCUCAGCUUGCAAAGAGUUAACCCAUUAGGCCACAUCCUGGUGAGCUCAUCCCAGCUGCAGCCUGCUCAGUGGCUGGGACCGAAACACACAUGCCGACUUCUGGAUGUGGCCGGCGUGGCUUUCUCGGGCUGGGAUGCAGCAGUUGAGCCGAAACUCACGGCCGACUUCCUCCCUGUGCGAGCCCCGGCUGAUCUCCAGGUUCCCCAGCCUCCCCGGGACACCGAGAACCUACAAAAGUCCCGUAGGCCCCUGCACUGAGAGCCAGGCUACCGGUAGAUGCUAAGAACAGACUUCUCGGACCUCACCCUUGAUUCUGACUGCUGCUGCUACCCGGUGCCCCGUCCUGAGCAGCCAUGACGAUGGAGGCUCUGCCCAGCGUCCUGGAGGUCGAUGAGAAGUCCCCAGAAUCUAAGGACCUGCUGCCCAGCCAGACAGCCAGCUCACUGUGCGUCAGCUCCAGGAGUGAGUCCGUCUGGACCACCACGCCCAAGAGCAACUGGGAGAUCUACCGCAAGCCCAUCAUCACCAUGUCGGUAGGCAGUGCCAUCCUGUUGUUCGGCGUGGCCAUCACCUGCCUGGCCUACACCUUGAUUAUGGAUAAGACUAUCAUCAACGUCCUCAAGAUGACAGGACCCGCCUUCCUGUCCCUGGGACUCAUGAUGCUGGUGUGUGGCCUGGUGUGGGUGCCCAUCAUCAAGAAGAAACAGAAGCAGAGGCAGAAGUCAAGUUUCUUCCAGAGCCUCAAGUUCUUUUUCCUGAAUUGUUGAUGGCAUUGCCCUAACACCCGCCACCUUGACCAGGAGAAGAUCUGAUGACCAACAUCCCCCAACAUCCCCACCUCCACCGUGGGGUGCAGCAAAACUGAUCCCGGCAGUCUCCCUGGCCCUGAGCUCUAUCCUCCAAGCCACCUGGGAGUGUUGCUGGAUGAAUCUCACAUUGUCUCUCUGCUGUCACAUAGCCAUGGCCAUCCCCUUCCAGUGCUCUCGUCCCUGCUCCUGCAUCCAGGCAUCGUUCCUCUAACUCUCGGCCAAGUGCAGUGCAUGCUGGGAAAUUCCUCAAGAACCAGCAGUGCCUGGAGGAGAACUUCCUGUUUACAUAUCUGAGUGCCUAAGCUGGAUUCCACGUUUGCAUCCUUCUGGAACCAAAACUGACCGACAAAGCUCCUUUACAGAGAAGGAAGGGAAGGUUGAGCUCUGACCCAUCGGGUUUGACAAGCCCUACUCCCUUAGCGGGUGAGACAUUGGCUUGCAAAUCCAGAGGCUAGAACAAGUAUCAAGCAUUCCAAAGACUGAGCCGUGGAGGCAGGUGGGGGAAGAACACUUCCCAUGAAGCCAUACCCCCCUGGAAAUGGCUCUGGCAGUUAGCCAAUUGAACACCUUUAAAUUCCCAGUUCUAUAGUGUUUACCCCUGAGGCAAUGGGGUAGGCUAGCGGGUGCCAUGUUUCCCCUUGACCUACUAACUCCUUCUCACUGGUGACUUUCGCCAUUGCCAAGGACAAGUGCAUGUGGCCCUGGCUUCCUCUUUCCCGUUCCACUUGCUCUAUCCUCAGCGUUAGAACGGGCUGAUAGACAGUGACAGAGGAGUUCUGUAAGCUGUCCUCCCCAUCUCCUUCAAGUUCAAAGCUGAGAAGAUCCAAUUUCACAUCUUGCUUUCCAAAGAAAUAACAGCCAAGCCCAGUGGCAUCUGGAGCAGCCUGUUCUGAGUUCUUGGAGCAGUUGUGGGAAUGCAGGAAUAUCCACUCCAGACUUGGAAGAAGGCAGAGAUUCUCUUGGAAGCCUUGUCACCCAGGCUGAGACUAAAUGGAAAGAAAGAGUUAGCACCGAGGGGACUGGGAUGGCGCCCCACCCAGGUGGUAGGAACAACUCGAGUGUGACAAGACCAAGAACCGUGUGGCCACUUCCCUGCCCUCCCAGAUGUUCAGCUUCCUCCCAUCACUCACCUGCUUCCCGGUUCCUCCCCCAAGUGCCUUACACGGAGUUCUGGUGACACAUUGAGGGCCUCCUGCAGCCUAUGGGAGAGGCUGAAAGUGGGUAUCCAGAUUGUGCACCAAGCAGAGAGUUCUUUUGGGGUAAGUGCUCCCAAAAAUCAAGGUUUCCUGUAAGAAACCAAAAAGCCUUGGGAUGAUACACGAGGUGGUGCACCUGAGAACCAGGGUCAUGGUGCCCCACGCCAGGCCAGGGCCCCCGAGGGACAGCGUUGGAUAACAUCGCCAUGAAACCCUCUCUCCCAACAGACCCCCAGGUGUCUCCAUCCUCCACAGUGGUCCCACACGCAGAGUCAGCACCCAUCCUUGUUCUUUCUGCAUUGUGGGAAACUCCAGCGAGGCAAGUGCCUGUGUCGUGAGAACACUCCCUGCACCACCCACUUAGGAAGCCAGAGUCUGGGAAACCUGUGAUCUUUGAGGGGCAUGGGGUUGGGACUGAUCUUGGGGGCGUGGCAAGAACUCUGUCACUAACUGUAAUUACGCUUCUAGUGUCUGCAGGGACCUAUCCUGCAGAACAUCUCGGUUUUUUUUUUUUUUUAACUUUUUUUUUUUUUUUUUGACAGAGUGGAUAGUGAGAGACACAGAGAGAAAGGUCUUCCUUUUUGCCGUUGGUUCACCCUCCAAUGGCCGCCGUGGCCGCACUGCGCUGAUCCAAUGGCAGGAGCCAGGUGCUUCUCCUGGUCUCCCAUGUGGGUGCAUGGCCCAAGGACUUGGGCCAUCCUCCACUGCACUCCCUGGCCACAGCAGAGAGCUGGCCUGGAAGAGGGGCAACCAGGACAGAAUCCGGCGCCCUGACCGGGACUAGAACCUGGCGUGCCGGCGCCACAGGCGGAGGAUUAGCCUAAGUGAGCCACGACGCUGGCCUCAUCUCGUUUUUUCUAACAUGAAUGCACAUUCGAGAUCAGCCUGCAACACCCCUCUCUUGCUCCCCAACGUUGUCUCACAUGGGAUGAGUUCCCCGGCCAGCUUGCCACAAAUCCACACUCCCCAUGCCACAUCUCUCAGCUCCAGGGCUGGUAGUCUGGCCUCUGUGGAUGCUGCUCCAUGCAUGCAUUAGUGGAAGGAAGUUGGGGGGAGGGGGAGGACGGCGGCCAAGGCUCUAGAAUGUGUCCAAGUUCAAGGCUGAUUCUGCAGCCUCCAUUCCCUGCUCCUCAAGCCAGAGUCUCAGCAGGGGAAGAUCCUCACAUGUCGUCCAUGUGCACUGAGAUCCUGACGUGAGCAUGGGCCAGGGUCACAGUGACACAGGACAUCUCAGAGCUUCUGCCAAUGUCAAGGUGUUGGAUGGACUGUGAAUGGAGCUGGGUCAGAUGCCACGCUCCUGCCACAAACACCCCCUGCAGUAACUCCUCUCAGGUCUGCAGGUGGGAGGACAGGACCAGCACUCAUAUUUUCAGCUCUUCUCUACUCUCCCCACCCACACUCCACCAGUAGCUAUUCUGUUUGGAUGAAUUUGAUCUGAUCUGAGGUCUGAAGAUAUCCAUGUCAUAUUGAAUUACAGUCUGUUUAAUGGGAUCUGCUGUGUUUUCAUUCUGUUCCAUCAGUAAUUCUAAAACUGUGUUCAUUAAUUCAGUCCUCUAAAACACCCCACCCGAUGCACACAUCCCACCCCCACCGCCACGCCCGAGCGCUGCCUGGGAGGGAAGCAACAGUGUGGGUUUCAUGUCUGGUUUCUGGGGAGCUCCCCUAGAAGCCGAUGGCUGGACUCUGAGAUGCUGCAGAGAGACCAGCAGCUUCUAUCUCUUUCCACCCCACAAGCACAGUACGGAGAGAAAGACAGACAUGGAGAAAGAACCUUCCAGAAGGAAUCAGUUCUUUGGGGUGAGGCAGGCAGAUCCUCCAGGGUCAGCCUGUCGACCUCCACAUGGACCAGUGAGAGCAGGCACAGGAGAGGAGUGCAGCUGAGCUCCCUGGGUCUCCCUGGCCUCUUCCCUUCUGGUCCACCCCAUUCUGCACCCUGGGCUGCUCCAUCCUGGGUCCCUUUCCCAUGGCACCCCACCAGGAUCACAGUGCCCCGGCUUUCUGCUCGCCCCAGCUGGCUCAGUCCUGAAAACAGCAGAGAAAGAGGACGGCGCUGGGCUGAGUGCAGCAGGGCCUGUGUCUUCGUCCAUUCCUGGGCUUCGUCCAGAGCUAUGGGUGCCCACACCCAUCACUUCCUCGCCGUUCCCCAGCCCUUGGAGCUUCGAGGGCCCUGGGAAACUAAAACUCAAAGCCACAAGUGGGUCAGACGUGUGCAAGGGAACUUUUGGGGAGGGGGUGCACCUAAUGACUAUUUGUCUACCCAAUAUCUAUCUUCUCAUCUUCUCUGGUGAUAAAAGCCCUAUUUUACUGAAGGUAACAAGGCAGCCAGGCAAAAUAGGAUCUUUCCUCAAUGGCCCCCAGCCUCUCCCUUAUAACAAAGGCUGGCCAAUGAGAUGCACAGGUGCACCUUGACUGACAAGGGGCUACAUCUUAAUAAACCCAUAUGCUGAAAGUAUUGUAAGUCAAAAAUGCACCGACUAUACCUCCCCUACUCACCGCACUUGCCAGCUUCACAACACUGCACACUGUAGGUAUCAGCUGUUUGCCUGUGUGAUCAAAAGGCUGAACGGGAAGGUGCACUUACUGCACCAGCAUCAUGAGAGAGGAGCAGAUCACACAUCGCUAGCGUGCAAAAAGAUCAAAAUUCAAAAUUUCAUGCACAUUUUGUACUGAAUGCCUAUCACUUUCGAGUAACCAUUGGGGAAGUUGGGGACAAUCAGUGUGUAUGGAAAUGACAAGGUGGGGACUAGGGGAGCUCUUCACCUGCCACAAGCUGUGGUCCCUCCAUCGUUCCCUUUUUGGAUGUAGAUCCCAUGGAUGGAGCUGCAGCUGCCAUCUUGGCACCACCUACUGACCUUGUCAAGGAUAGCCGAGCAAAAAGUGGGAAGAUGCCUGUGACCUUGAAGGGAUCCUGGGAUCUCCUGGGCUACCUAGCCCCAGGCUUCUCUUACAGAGACAAAAAUAAAACCUUCUCUCAGUUGAGUCACCAUGAUUUGGAGUCUGUAACUUGCAGUCAAAUGCAAUUCUUAGCUCUACAGGAGACAAGUCUGAGUUGAAGAGUUAUUUUCGUCCUCUGCGCUCUGCAUACGGUUUGACUGGUAUCAGUAGCCAAUGCACUAAGGACUGAGAAUCUCAUAAACCAAACCUGAAUCAGUGAUCCUACAUUUGUUUGUCAUCCACCUCCCAGCAUUCUCCAAGUCUUGGAGGAAGGAGGAAAAGGCAAAAGGAUCAUCAUUACAAUGGCCCAGUCCUCUUGCCUUCCUGAGGCCGGCCAGUGGGGCUGAGGGUCUGUGGGCCCCUUCAGACACAGGUAGAAUGUCCUUCACAAGCAGGCUGUCAUCUGUGGCUGGAAAGCCUGUCUCCAGACCAUCCGGCAUCUCCCCCACUAAUAGCUUCUCGUGCUGCACGUGUGACCUUGCAGCCUUAAACCUCACCUUCAGGGUGGGUGCAAUCUUUCACUCAGAGCUGGCAGGGGAAGAGGCUGAGCACUGGGGGAGAGUUGGACCAGCUCUGGGAGACCCUGGCAAUCUUGUAUAACCUUGUGCUUUUAAACCAUGCCUUCAAGUUAGUCGCAAUCUUCCACCCAGAGCUAGCAGAGGAGUGGGCUGGGCCCCUAAGGAGACAGUAGGAGACCCCCGCUAUCUCCUAGAGCUUCAAGCCAAUCAACAUACUUAUGUGAAACCCUCAUCCAAUGGGUGCCCCCCCAGAAUGAUCCAAUGAAAAAUAUGUAAUGCCUUAAAAACCCAGGGCACUUCCUCAAAGCCAGUGUCCCGCUUGGGCACUCACCUGGUCUCCUCUCUGACCAGAUGCUUUCUCUAUCGCUUGCCAAUCAAAUAAAAGUUUCUGCCUAUUUGUAAA
Oryctolagus cuniculus (rabbit) is the source of this 5864-nucleotide messenger RNA. RefSeq names its product phosphoinositide interacting regulator of transient receptor potential channels (gene PIRT). The record is from RefSeq and is a predicted model, not a curated record. Gene Ontology annotation, molecular function: phosphatidylinositol bisphosphate binding; transmembrane transporter binding. Gene Ontology annotation, cellular component: plasma membrane. NCBI's taxonomy places the organism in Eukaryota, Metazoa, Chordata, Mammalia, Lagomorpha, Leporidae. Gene Ontology annotation, biological process: positive regulation of cation channel activity.